AUGCAGGACUGUCUUCGAACACACGACUGUCCAGCCCUUCAAGAUGCACUUCCUUUCCUUCCCACCCGCGUUAUCGAUUGCAGCGAUCCCUCUCAUCCUCGUCUUUUCGUAUCCGGUCACGCGCCCGGUCGUUACAUUGCGUUGAGCUAUGUCUGGGGCGAACCGCAGCCGUACAGCACUACCUCCUCGAAUAUCGCAUCUUACGUUCAACACAUUGACACCCAAUUUUUACCGCAAACGAUAAAGGACGCAAUUAUAAUUACGAACAUGCUUGGAAUUCGCUACCUAUGGGCGGACACGUUGUGCAUCAUUCAAGACUCGGACGAGGACAAAGUGCAUGAGCUCGGGCAUAUGAAGAACAUCUACCGCGAUUCAUACUUGACAAUCGUCGUUGCAAGCGCGAAUCGCGUUAGCGAGGGAUUCUUACACCGGCGCGAGGACACUCUGAGGCUCAACAGGGCAGACUUCACGCUCCCUGUGGUACUUCCAGAAGGACGUGGCACCGGUUCCGUUUCUUUUUCUCCCAUGUAUAUGGAAAUUGACAAUCCAGUCACGAUGGAUGACACCUGGUACGAACCCCUUAAAGAGCCGGUUCACCAACGGGCAUGGUGCAUGCAGGAGCUCUUUCUCUCUCCACGAUCCCUCGUCUUUGCAUCACACACGUUGCAAUAUCAGUGCCAGAAGGGAGCGCGGAACAUCGGUGGCGCAGACAACGAAUACUGGACUGAUGAUCGCAUUCCGUGGAGUCGACCUCCGCCGAUCUCGGGCAUUCCACAGGACGUUAAGACGAUUGACGACCUCGAUAAUAUUUAUGGCGCAUGGAAGACCAUCGUACACAGCUACACGCGACGCAGUAUAUCAGUACCAGGAGACAAACUCGUUGCACUCGCCGCCCUCGCGGAAUACUUCCAUGCCAUCGUCCAAGCGCCCUAUCUGGCUGGAGUGUGGCAGAAUACGCUGCUGAUGGACCUCCUCUGGGCACAUGUUCACACCACGGGACCGUGGCCGCGUCCAUCGAAGUACCGCGCUCCAUCGUGGUCCUGGACUGCUAUAGAUGGCCUUGUGGCAUACUAUGACGGAUGCGCGAAGGGAUGCUUGGUUUCUGUGGCGCCGAAAACCAUGCAUGCGUUCGUCGCUCAAGUUGUUCUAUGCGAGACGGCCUUACAGGAUGCGACACUCCCGUUCGGUGCAGUUUCUGGAGGCGUGCUUGUCCUCCGU
Messenger RNA from Coniophora puteana RWD-64-598 SS2, 1218 nucleotides. RefSeq names its product HET-domain-containing protein. The transcript has a single exon. The record is from RefSeq and is a predicted model, not a curated record. The annotation marks the transcript as partial. Lineage: Eukaryota; Fungi; Basidiomycota; Agaricomycetes; Boletales; Coniophoraceae.